AUGGACACUAAACCUCUCAAACCCGUUCCACCGCCGAAAUGGGUCGUGGACUUGAAUUCCCCCAUGCCACUUCCUUCCAAAUCCAAAACCAGUAUUCCCGACCCUCCAGGCUUUGCCAGUCGCAAAGAAGGCAGAAACCGAACUCAGCAGCAGGCAGCACCGACGUCUUCCGCACCCAAACCCGUUGAAACCGACACACUUAAGCUGAAAAAGGCAUGGGAGAUCGCUCUUGCGCCCUCAAAACAGAUCCCGAUGAACGCAAUCAUGAUGUAUAUGUCCGGAAACAGUCUCCAGAUCUUCAGUAUCAUGAUGGUGUUUAUGCUCUUCAAGACACCCAUCCAAGGAAUUAUAAACACCAACAUGGCAUUUGCCAAGUUUGACACGGAAGGAACAAGAGGAAAGCUUCUUGCAGUCAAGGCGGUGUAUGUCUUGAUGCAACUGGUAUUGUUGGGACUGGGGGUGUGGAAGGUGAAUGCGAUGGGUCUUCUACCAACGACGAGGUCGGACUGGCUAGCUUGGGAGUCGGAGCGACAACCGCUGGAACGAACUUAUUUUGCGUUUGAAUCAUGA
Messenger RNA from Aspergillus tanneri, 570 nucleotides. RefSeq names its product ER membrane protein complex subunit 4. The record is from RefSeq and is a predicted model, not a curated record. Lineage: Eukaryota; Fungi; Ascomycota; Eurotiomycetes; Eurotiales; Aspergillaceae. Gene Ontology annotation, biological process: protein folding in endoplasmic reticulum. Gene Ontology annotation, cellular component: EMC complex. The coding region runs from base 1 to 570 and encodes 189 amino acids. The transcript is spliced from 3 exons.